UUCUGAUGGGAAUAGUCUGAGCAGUUACUACGUUUCUACAAGAUUUUGUUCUUGAUAGGUUGAGGACAGAUAGAAAUUCACUCCGUUGGCCAUCCUAAUCAUUUAUAUUUUUAUAGUCCGUGUGAGUUCGUCUGUGAGAACGGUUUGAUGCCACUUUUUGAUUUGUUGGCAGUCUGGUUGGAUUGUUGAUGGUGUGUGGGAAGCCCUUAGAGUUAGAAGGAUGUGGCUGUGGAAGAACAUUGGGAUGAGAUGCGUGUGUUAAUUUUUGGAACUUGGGUAGUUUAGUGUGAGAGAGAUUCAUGGAAUGGAAUGGGUAGUUGUGAGUUUGAAGGCUUGCCCUAUAGAAGUGAUGGAUUUGUGUAUGUAUGGAGUGAUGGCUUGUCGAAAGUCAAGAAUUCGAUUGUAAUACAUGAUUAUAUAUGAGAGGACUGAUGCUGAUUGAUGGUGUUUCUAUGAGACGUUUGUAGAUUAUUAUUUUCAGGAUUGAUUAGGUUCAUUGAUAAUAGAAUCUGGUUUCGUUGGUUAAUCUGACUAUGAAUGGUGUAGGGUUUAUCAUGUUCUUAUAAUCUGACUUAUUUGUUGAUUUUCUUUACAGUUUUUUUUACUAAAGCUAUUUUCGAACAAUAUAUACUGCUGACAGUUUCACAAAGAAAGCUUAUUGCUGCUAUGAUUGAUGAUUAGACUUUUUCUAAACGUUGAUAUAUGUUGAACAGAUUUAUGUUUAGGAAGUAUUCGAAAAUUCACUAUAUUGAACCUUUUAGUUAUUUGUACGACCAUUUUGUGCUCUGUAGCAGUAAAGGCAAAUCAAGAAAUUAUUUUCAUAGAUGCUUCUCAAUUGGUUGUUCUAUGCUUAUCUUUGUAAGUGGUGAUGUUUUUGUGAGAACAAGGGUUGUGUUCACAUAAAAUUAUAGUCUCCACAAAUGAUUUGGCUGUUACUUAUGCUAAAGAUACAUUCAUGAUAACAUAGAUUAGUGUUAAGAUAAAUUCCUGUUAUGGUUCUGGGAACAGAAGUUUGUCAAACGCUUUUGUUGGGAUGAUCCAUAGCCCGUACUUCUUUGCUCGUACUACCUUUGGCUCUUAUUACCUGAUAAGCUCUAUAUCAAGAUAUCAUCGGGAAGGGGGAGACUGAAAGCUCCUAUGUGCACUUUUGUUUUUUUCUUUCUUCCCGUACAAUUAUCUACACAAUGCUGUGCUUAGGUGUAAAACAUUGAGCUGAAUUAGCAUACAUGGGGUUUUGUGGGGAUCAUGUUAAAAAUGCAAUGGGAAACGAUGUAGAUAGAUUUGACCUUUCCUAAAAAUACAUUUCUUCCUGAUUGUCAACUGUAGAGGCAUUUUGAUACCUUGAAGUUAGGUAGAUGCAGUGCUCUUGUUUAGUUUUGUUUUAGGUUUUAUAAGUUUAGGGGCUCUUAUAUAUUUGUUACUGACCCAACCCUGAAUCUGUUUGACACAUUUUUUGAUUCUCAUUGUUCCCGGAUCAUCUUACAACCAAAAUAUAGUUAGUCCUUUUGGGGUUUGACAUUAGAGAUGAUUAUGGAUCUGGCUUUCUUUUGCAUAAAUAUAUAAUAUAGAGAAGACACAUCGAUAGAAAACCUAACUGCAGUGUCCUUAUGCCACCCCACAAAGAUCUAAAUCUCUGGGAACGGCAUAAUGGCACUGCCAUCUCCUUUCUUUGAACACACAACGUGAACUUGCGCCAAACUUUCUCUGCACUAUGUGAUGUUUAUACAACCACGCAAUGCAGCUACUGAGUUUAGAAUCUUGACUGGUGGCUGCAGGUUUCUUCUUGCUUUAAGAACACAGUUUUCUCUCUUUUGGCUGUGGUUCCUUCUUUCUAGUCCAAGUCACAGCGUGCUAUGAUACUUGUCACCUAUAAGCUCUUAUUUCCCCCAUUCAUCAUUAGCCUGCAUUGACCUGCCCUUCAAUAGCCUAUUCUAUGCUCGUGCUGCAUAUUACGAAAAGCUGCUAUGCUAUGGCCUUGGCUAUGUGCUCACCUCUUGUUGCCAGUUAAGCUGAACUCGAAGACAAAAAUAACGUAGGCUGCCUGAUUGUGCAUUGCAGUAUUUGCUAAUUUGUGUGGGAGAGCUGAUGGUCGUUACUGGACUUCAAUCUUCCUGAAACUAUAGUUUGUAUGGAACAAAAGUAUUCCAGAACCCGUUGCCGCAAUAUGGACAGCUUUGAAGAGCCUUGUCCAAAGGGGAGGAGAUACGAUGGUAAUUUAUUUUCCUCAAUCCACGAAAGGAAAUAUUGUACAGUUUUGAAAAGUUCCCCAUCAACAUUAGUAUACCAACGAAAGAGAAAGAGUUCUUCCAUUUCUGGUGUUCAGAUAUCUUGUAGCAGUAAGCCAAGUAAUGAUUGUCGCUCCGCCAUGAGUUUUGAGACCCCUUCGUCGGCCACUCAAGAGAACACCAUUUCUGGUUCUGAGGGUGCGAAAAAUGGUGUAAGGUCUUCAGUUAUGGGUUCGGUUGGUUGGGAUGCAGUUGCUGAUACACUCUCGAAUGGAUGCCGUACUGAGGUGAAAGCAGGUUCUGGAGUGACUUUGAUGACAGAUGAUCGGGGAAAUUUGAACACCUGCAGUGCCAAUGAUAAUUAUUCAUCUUCAAAAUCAAAUGUGGAACUGAGUUCAGCCUCAUUGAAACAUGACUCGGAUGAUGCAGGCGAGUGCUCCUCUUCUGGUGGAUUGCUUGCAAAUGAGACGUCCGAAGAGUUAUCAGAAAGAGAGAGAUGCAUUUCAAUUCUCAGAACCCAGGGAUUGCUUGAUACAUUUCAGACAAGACAGCAUCAAGGAAAUUCUGGCAUUAGUGACAAUCACUACUGUAUAAAGCCGUGCAAAGUUUGCAAGCGCCUGGAGAAAACAUUAAGAAUGCUAAUAUGCGACAACUGUGAGGAAGGAUUUCAUUUAUCAUGCUACAGUCCGCAUAUAUCAAUAUUACCUAUUGGUGAGUGGCAUUGCAAUUUAUGUCUGAAAAAGAAGAACAAAAGAUUAAGCAAUCAGCCAUCCAAUAGUUCAGGCGAUAACAGCACUGAGGUUGACAAAUUAGGGUCCUUAAGGUUUAUGUUCAGAGACACUGAGCCAUAUCAAUCCAGGGUACGAAUUGGCAGUGAUUUUCAAGCUGAUAUUCCUGAUUUGCUAGGCCUCGACGAUGAGGCAAGUCACCUUAUGGGUCAAACAUUAGAAGUGGAUCCUCCAACUGCCAUAAACUUGGAGAGAAGGGAUGCUACCAAAACUGUAAAGCUGAGUUCCAUUGGUAAUUGGAUUCAGUGCCAAGAAGUCAUCGACAGUGUUGAUGGCACUAUAUGUGGAAAAUGGCGCAGGGCACCCCUUUUUGAAGCUCAAACUGACAACUGGGAAUGCUUCCGAUGUGUUCUUUGGGAUCCAGUCCACAGCGAUUGCGCUGUGCCCCAGGAGGUCGACACGGAAGAAGUUAUGAGGCAAUUGAAGUACAUAGAUUUGCUGCGGCCCCAACUGGCUGCCAAAAGGCGCAAAUUGGUUACUUCUAGAAAAAACGGGGGGAGGAUCUGAAUGCUAGAGUGUUGGUUGGCGACCCGCCCGGUGCUCCCUCAACCGCUGCGCGCGCCGUGGUCUUCUAAGAAUAUGCAAAAAUGUUUGGCAAUUUUGUAAUAGCCAUAUAUAUCUAUCUGAGAAUCUGGCAUUGUUUGUAUGCAUAUAUAUAUAUAUAUAUAUAUACACAUCAAAAAGGGACUUUGUGCACAGAAAAGACGUGUUUUGGUGUAUAAAUGUCAUCUUAAUUGGCCGGCACCUCCAUAUAUAUUUCUCCUUAAUUUCAAAUCUUUUCUCAUUAUUAGAGAUGAAGAUAGAAAGUACUGAAUGUAUUGAAAUUUCAA
Molecule: messenger RNA, 3843 nt
Organism: Andrographis paniculata
Lineage: Eukaryota; Viridiplantae; Streptophyta; Magnoliopsida; Lamiales; Acanthaceae
Exons: 7
Coding region: 2129-3520 (463 amino acids)
Biological process (GO): chromatin remodeling
Molecular function (GO): zinc ion binding
Source: RefSeq, a predicted model, not a curated record